Geodia barretti is the source of this 798-nucleotide messenger RNA. Lineage: Eukaryota; Metazoa; Porifera; Demospongiae; Tetractinellida; Geodiidae. The record is from the annotation of a GenBank genome assembly.
AUGGCAACAUUGAAGGAUAAGCCCGGGGUCUCAAAUCUGGUAUUUUCGCCUGAUGGCAAAACAGUAGCCUUCAGCAAUCACGGUGAAAUUCGUUUGUGGAAUACAGAGACAGGGACUGUUCUUAAUAUGUCGCCCUCGGAUCCGAAGAACAAUUUUCCUGAGAGGUUGGAGCCUGAAAUCAGUGCCUUGGUAUUCUCACCAGAUGGAAAGAAAUUAGUCAGUGGAACCAUGGAUAGAAAUAUCCAGAUGUGGGAUACGGAAACUGGGAUUGGCUUGGUUUCUCUCACAGAGCAGGAUCCAGACAAUGUAAAGUAUGGCGUGAAAGCGGCGGCAGAUGCUGACUCUGACGCAACCGUAGUAAAAACCGUGUUUCCUGACGCAACCGUCACAUAUCAAGAUCCCAUCUCAGUGUUGGCAUUCUCUCCAAAUGGUAAUCUGCUUGCCGCGGGAAGUCAGAAGCAGAUUCGGUUAUGGAACAUGGGAACUGGCAAUUGGGGAAAAGGCAUUUCCUCAAUUAACAAUCGUAAAGAUAGCAGAGAGGUUUUUCACGGUUCUGAGGCGUUGGUGUUUUCGCCAGAUAAUACGACGCUUAUUAAUGGCGACGGAAAUGGCAGACUCCAGCUGUGGGACAUAACAACAGGAGAUGAACUGACCACUCUCGAUGGACACACAAGACAAGUAGAAACGUUACAAUUUUCGCCCGACGGCAACACACUCGUCAGCGCAGCACAGGAUGGCACAAUUCUCCUCUGGGAUUGGGAGGAAAUCUUCAACGGUUUGCCUGUAAAGGAUAAAUAG